UAUUUAAACAACUUUUUUGAUAUUCACACAAUUGACUCCUAUUAUAAUCAAAACUAGUAGUUAUGUAUCGCUACUUAAAAAGACGAUAAUAUUGAUAAAUGACAAUACAUUUGAUGCUCUCAUACCAUAUAUAAGUAUCACUUGACUAAAUAGUUUUUAUUACAAAUUUAGUGUUCAAUUACUUCUCGUCACACAAAUAAUAAUCAUAUUAUAAGAAAUACCUUUAAUAACAAUCAAAACGAGUCAAUUAAAAGCUAACGUUUCACAAGUCAUUUGUAAAAUAUAUUUCUCAUCAAAAACAAUGUUAAGUCAAGCAAAAAGUUUAUUGUUGGCCGCAAUUAUAGCGGUAUUCAUCUAUGAAUACACAUCCAGCGAACCAUCGAGGUUUGAAUUUGAUCUCAAACACGUUGAUAACGACCAGAGAGACAGACUGUUUGUCUUCUUGGAUGAAAACAAAGACAAACAGUUAUGCAAAACAGAGUUUAAACAACUCUUUAGUUCCUUAUUCUACUCGUCGGCCGAAAAGACCAGUCAUUUAGUAGACGAAGACAUUGGCGUUGAAAUGCUUGACUUAAUAUUCCUCCAUAAAGACAAACCCAUAGACAAGAAUCGAUUCGAUGAGGUUUGGGACGAAUGGAUAUACAAGAUAUUAAAGCCUAAAUCAGCACUUAUUGUGGUCGAUAUGCAGAACGACUUCAUCGCCGGCUCAAUGCCAGUCCCGAACGCAACCAAAAUCGUAAAACCCAUCAACGAUUUGAUGGCACACUUUGAGACCGUUGUCGUUACGAUCGACUAUCACCCGUGGGAUCACUGUUCGUUCAUUGAGAGCGUCCACAACCCGGCCAUCGACCGGCCAAUCAACGACUACUUCGGCAAAACACGGGACACAUUGAUAAUUGGCGAUCGGGUCAACUACACGGUUCAUCCCAACAUAACUCAGGUGCUGUGGAAAACACACUGCGUUCAGGGCACUCCCGGAGCCGACCUGUACGCCGGCAUCCAUACAAAACAGGUGAACGACUUGGUGCGGGUCAACAAAGGCAUGUACUCCGACAUUGACAGCUACUCGGCCUUCGAGGACGUCGGAGGGCUUCACAAAACCAUAUUAAACGAAGAACUCAUUAAAAGAAAUAUCACAAACAUAUACCUGACGGGAGUGUUGUACGAGUUCUGUGUGGGAAUGACAGCACUGGACGGUCUGCGGUAUAACUACAGCACGGCUUUCAUCGAAGACGCCGUUCACGCGCUAACACCCGCUUUGGCGGAGAAGAUGUUAGAGAGAUUGAGGCAACACUCGGCCAGUAUUAUCACGACCGAAAAUGUCGACCAUAUGGUCACCGGGUAUGACAGGCGGCCACAAAUGGGCUAUAUAUUGGCGCGCAGAGUGUUUGGCGAGCAAUAAAGUGGG
This is a messenger RNA of Medioppia subpectinata, 1408 nucleotides long. The record is from the annotation of a GenBank genome assembly. NCBI's taxonomy places the organism in Eukaryota, Metazoa, Arthropoda, Arachnida, Sarcoptiformes, Oppiidae.